Messenger RNA from Notolabrus celidotus (New Zealand spotty), 2227 nucleotides. It is a transcript of the gene rnf11a, whose product is annotated as ring finger protein 11a. The record is from RefSeq and is a predicted model, not a curated record. The transcript is spliced from 4 exons. NCBI's taxonomy places the organism in Eukaryota, Metazoa, Chordata, Actinopteri, Labriformes, Labridae. The coding region runs from base 289 to 732 and encodes 147 amino acids.
GCCACGGUGGAGGUCCGACAUCCUGAUUACGGUUUUCCGGUUUGUAUCUUUCUAUGUAAACACCAGAAGCCAACAUUUAACUACACAGAUUCACUACUCGGUUACGGCUAAAGUCUAAGCUACAAGAGGUUUUACAUGCAACCGUGGAGCUGAGCAGUAAGCGAGCACUUUCUGAGGGAGAGACGACGUUGCCUCUUUUGUCUGCAGGUUCUGCUGACACGUGUCAGGUACAGGUGUCUGUCACCCUCAUACCUUAGUGGACUCCUCUCUCAUGGUGGUCUCAGAUCGAUGGGGAACUGUCUGUUUUCACGAGGGGCGGAUGACCUGUCGCUGCUGAACGAGUCCGAGGGGGGCAGUCUGCCUGGAGAGCCUCCUCCACCAUAUCAGGAGCAUACUCAGCCAGCUCCAGUGUACCAUCCCAACCCAGGUGAGAGUCGUCUGGCUUAUCAGCUGACAGAGGAGGAGCAGGUUCGCAUUGCUCAGCGAAUUGGUCUCAUUCAUCACCUGCCCAGAGGCAUUUUUAACCCAGGCUCUGACCCCUCUGACAAGAAAGUCAAAGAGUGUGUGAUCUGCAUGAUGGACUUUGAGUACAGCGAUCCCAUUCGGUUCUUGCCCUGCCUUCACAUCUACCACGUGGAUUGCAUCGACCCCUGGCUGAUGCGUUCCUUCACCUGCCCCUCCUGCAUGGAGCCGGUGGAUGCAGCCCUGCUAUCCUCUUAUGAAACCAAUUGAGCUACCCCAUGAUGGUGGCUCCUGCCUAAAAGUAAAACUGCAUCUUUCUUAGCCGAAACUAUCCUCACUGUUCAGACAGGUAGCCGAGGGGUGUGGCACUGUGCAGAUGUUUGGAGGGUUUGUUAAGAGGCAGUUAGAUGUUGAAAACAGUGCCGCACAGAGUGUGUUGGUUUGGUUUGAUGUGCACCUAUUUAGGCUUGGGAAACUCUUUGCCUUUUUAUAGUAGGACAAUGUGCCAAAUAAAGGCAGGUGAAGAAUAUUGAAAGCUGUACAUGUAGCACAAUAUUACUUCAAAUUACUUUCACUUUUCUAUGACUGAACUUGUAAUUUCUGAUAAUUUUUGGUAAUCAGAUGCAUGUCAUCAAUGUAAUUUACCCCCCUUCAGGUGUAAUGUGCAAUAUGUUGAAUGUGUGGAGAUCAUGCAGGAGGUCUGCCUUGGUUACAGGGCUUCUUUGUCAGAAAGUUAGUGAAAACAUUAAAUUAAGUUCCUCUUUUUCUAAAUUAACUCAUGGCCUUAAACGUCACAAAACACAGGCCUCUGAACUGAACUGAUACGCAAUCUUAAAAAAAAUAGAAAGAAAUAAUAAUAGUAAAUGAAUAUGUUCUUCUAAACAAAGAUUAGCUUUAUAGUCCCAUGAUGAUCAUGUGUCUACAGAGUGGUGUCACUUUAUUAUUUAAAGAUAUCUGGAGUUUUAAUCUGGUGUUGUUUUCAUCAUGUAGUUAUUGAUGGAGUUUCUUUUCCUUCAAAGCUGCUUUUAUUGAGGUGGAUCCGUUUCUGUUUAUUGCCUUUCCACAAAAUAAGGAUCUUCUCCUUUACUUUGCCUUGAGAUUGAGCCCUCUGUUUUGUUUUAAAAUCAGUGUGUCCUUUUUUACAUUGUUUACCGUCACUGACAUCAACAAAGACAACAUGCGCUGUGCAAUCCCACGUAAAGCACCUUGGAAUACCCCUCCUCUGGCACUCUGUAGCUCGUGGAUUUUAUAGACGAUUGUGAGUCAUGAUGUUGGUAUGUGUGAUUUUUUUUUUUCUUUCUUUCUUUUCGAGGGGAUUGUGGAUGGUUACUCAUGUUGAGGCGACAUAGUCAAUGAACCUUGACAAUUGUAAACCUUUUUGUAGUUACCUCUCUUGGCCUGGUCAAAAAUGCUUUCAUCUUUUGGAUCAUUUCUGAAUGUAAAGCAAUGUUUAGCUUUUAGAGAUUCAGACAGUAAGAAGUGACAUAACUCAGGCUGCUGUGCCUUUUUAGGGUUUGUGGUAAGCCAAUUUCUGUGAAGUACAAUCAUUUCUGACAGUUGAAUUUUAGUCCUCUAGGGGGAGACAGAUACCAGCACUGUUCUGAUUUGUGUCACUCUUUAAUAGGCCUAACAGGACAGGGCCAGACAUUUGCUCUGGCUGCUGUAAACAAUCAUUGUGUGUUUUAAUUUACAAUGUGUGCCACCAGUGCACAGGUUUUAGGAAAAUCAUGAAACCACAAUAAAGUGGAUACCAAAUCUAAAACAA